Messenger RNA from Ochotona curzoniae (black-lipped pika), 781 nucleotides. Its product is annotated as protein UXT. Lineage: Eukaryota; Metazoa; Chordata; Mammalia; Lagomorpha; Ochotonidae. The transcript has 6 exons. The coding region runs from base 263 to 736 and encodes 157 amino acids. The record is from RefSeq and is a predicted model, not a curated record. Gene Ontology annotation, biological process: negative regulation of transcription by RNA polymerase II. Gene Ontology annotation, molecular function: transcription corepressor activity.
GUAAUUCACCCGCGCCACCCGGAAGCCGUGGUUGUACCAACCCGUUCUUAUUGCCGGCGGCCCUCAGGUAAGGGGCCGCGUUUUGGUGUCCCUGGGUAGCCGAGUCCUGGAGUUGGGAAGGACAGAAGGUGGACCCCCCCACCCCCAGCAUGACCCGGACGUGCUCAUUUCCCAACCUUAACAGGGUGGAAAUGAACUGUGCAUGGGGCCAUACUGAAGUGGUCAAUGUGGUCUUCCCCUUCCCCCUCCCCAGGAGCCCGUAAUGGAGACGCCCCCUAAAGGGCGGGUGGUGGAGGCCACGGCCGAGAAAGUACUGCGCUAUGAGGCCUUCAUCAGUGACGUGCUACAGCGGGACUUGCGGAAGGUGCUGGACCAUCGAGACAAGGUAUAUGAGCAGCUGGCCAAAUACCUUCAACUAAGAAAUGUCAUUGAACGACUCCAGGAAACUAAGCACUCGGAGUUAUUUAUGCAGGUGGAUUUGGGCUGUAACUUCUUCGUUGACACAGUGGUCCCAGAUACUUCACGCAUCUACGUGGCCCUGGGAUAUGGUUUUUUCCUGGAAUUGACACUGGCAGAAGCUCUCAAAUUCAUUGAUCGUAAGAGCUCUCUUCUCACAGAGCUCAGCAACAGCCUCACCAAGGACUCCAUGACUAUCAAGGCCCAUAUUCACAUGUUGCUAGAGGGGCUUAGAGAACUACAAGGCCUGCAGAAUUUCCCAGAGAAGCCUCAUCAUUGACUACUCGCCCCAUCCUCUGACAUUAAAGAGCCUGAAUGCCUUUGA